This is a messenger RNA of Schistosoma intercalatum, 1332 nucleotides long. NCBI's taxonomy places the organism in Eukaryota, Metazoa, Platyhelminthes, Trematoda, Strigeidida, Schistosomatidae. The record is from the annotation of a GenBank genome assembly.
AUGUCCUCCUUCAAUGCAGUUGUGUAUAACCUCCCCGACCGCACACACCCAUCUAAGUUAAGAGAUAUUUGCCUUAGAGCAUGCGGUAUGCCGAACGUUAACUGCAAAGUCAUCCGCCUUAGAAAAAAGUCAGACAGAUCAACUUGCCCCCUCUUGUUUAUGUUUGGCUGUUGUAACGAUGCUAAGCAGUUUAUUGAUUUGAGCAAAAACAUUAGCUCACUAAUUCCAUACAAAAAUAUAAAAGUCACUCCAGACCUUACGCCCUGUCAACGUCGUGUAAGAAGACGCGAAGCGAUAGAAUUGAAUGGGAGUGUUACAGUUAAUAAUCAGCCAGAGACAGUUUGCAACACAGCAAAUAGUUUAAAACACAUGAACAUUAAGCAUGACACCACUCCACAUACGGCUGAUCACUCUGUUAAUCUAGAUGAGUCUACAGAUCAGAAACCUUUGGAUAAGAUACGGACCCCAACUGACACCAAAAACCAUAACGACAUGACUAAUCCCAGCUGUUCAUUCAGUAAUGUACUAAAAUGUGAGUCGUGUAACAACACAUGUGCAACUAAACCUAUACACUUGAAAAUUUGUCCUCCUAAAGACAUUCCACAAGUAGACUUGAAUGAACGUAAGUUCAUCUCACAAAGACAACGAAAGAAUCCUGCUCUGAAAAUAAAGGGUGGGAAGACAAAACUCAUGAUACCGAAUAGGGAAACACGUAAGAUUGAACCCAACUGCUCUAUAGGUAUCCCAAGAACAGUGAACAGGUUCUCCCCGCUGCUAUCGUAUAACUUGCCUUCAACACCUCCAAGUUGCAAAAAGGGUGGUGGGCUUCAGCGUAGCAAGCCUUCUUACACGCAGACUAACGAAAACUACCAGAGAACUGGCCACCCAAAUCACCCCCUGAAGCCUAAAACUAUAAAUAAGAACGGUAAUAAUAGGUUUCUCACUCCACACCCUACCUACAUUACCCAGGAUCGCAACUGUAAUUACUCUCAAAAAGAAAACUUCUCAUACCCUUUAGUACCGAGCCAUCACAUAACAACGGCUCCCAUGUAUAACAACAGUCGCAACUCCUCCCAGUUACGCGUAGCAGACCCCUCUCGCGCUAACGUAAAUAGCCAUAACAGGGGCUACGAGUCUAACCAUCAAGACUAUUUUGUAAAUAAUCAUACACUUCACAGUAGGCCUGUACAAGAUUUUUUUGGAAUAAGACCCCUAGUGACACCUCUGUUGAAGCAUAUAGCCCAGGUUAUUUCAAACCACAUGCAAACCAUAAACUUGUUUCCUCCGUACAGUUUCCAUCACAGAGUACUCCCACCCUUUCCUCCUGGGUAA